CUCAAUUAGGCCGCUCUAAUUUUAAGGUGUCCACAGAUACGCAGUAAAAGUUCAGCUGCACCACAUCGAGUCGUCCGUUAAACGUUAUCGUAUACAGUAUACAGAUGACCUUUCUUACGGUUUGAUCUCAGUCAGUGAUGUGACGCGAGUGGAGUAACAUCGACAACAACUAUUAAUAUCAAUAAUGCGGACUCUCACGUGCGUUUUUGUGGCCAGUGUUUUGGUGUGCGUCUCUGGUACUAAUUACUUCUUCGGUGAGAGGACGCCGACGACGCGUCUGGUGCAAAGAAACAAAGUGUUCUACGAAGCUAUACCGUUGAUGAAGCGGGUGAAGUUUCAUGAAUACGCCGGACCGAACAACUUGGUAAUCAAGGCCAUCUACUGCUACGACUACCAGAACAGCGACGCGUCCGUGAACAUCACCGAUGGUGGUCUAGGCACAAACCACGUCACGCUCCGUAUGAAGAGCCAACGCAGCUACCGGCUGGACUACGUGAUCGAGAUUUACCAGUGAUUCUGUUUGGUACAGCAACUGGUUUAAUGAUUAAGCAAAUAAAAUGUUUAAAUUUUUAUAAGAUUA
This is a messenger RNA of Ostrinia nubilalis (European corn borer), 580 nucleotides long. RefSeq names its product probable salivary secreted peptide. The transcript has 2 exons. Bases 185 to 514 code for a protein of 109 amino acids. Lineage: Eukaryota; Metazoa; Arthropoda; Insecta; Lepidoptera; Crambidae. The record is from RefSeq and is a predicted model, not a curated record.